Camponotus floridanus (Florida carpenter ant) is the source of this 727-nucleotide messenger RNA. RefSeq names its product peptidyl-tRNA hydrolase 2, mitochondrial. The coding region runs from base 172 to 702 and encodes 176 amino acids. The record is from RefSeq and is a predicted model, not a curated record. The transcript is spliced from 4 exons. NCBI's taxonomy places the organism in Eukaryota, Metazoa, Arthropoda, Insecta, Hymenoptera, Formicidae. Gene Ontology annotation, molecular function: peptidyl-tRNA hydrolase activity. Gene Ontology annotation, cellular component: mitochondrion; cytosol.
CACCGCUAGUGCACGACAUAGGGAAGGCGUUACCUGAAAAAGUGGCCCCUCUUAGGUUUUUCUCUGGUUCUAAAUAUAUCAAAUAAGAAAUAUAAAGAAAAAUGUCAGAAUAACUAAAAAGAUUUAUGAAACGUAAGCAGAAGUGGAUAAUUUCUCUUCCACAUAUUAAUCAUGUAUGAUGUCACCGAGGCAAUUGUAGCACAAGCUACAGAUCCAAAAAUUGCUUUCAUAGCUGCAACUGUUUUUGGUUAUUGUUUGUACAGAAUUAUGAGGAUGACAAAAGGAAGAAGUCAUCAAUUUUCUGAAGACUCUGAUGAAAUGGAUAAUAAUAUGAUAUAUACAGACAAGUACGAUAAUUACAAGUUGAUUCUAGUAAUCAGAACAGAUUUGAAAAUGGGCAAGGGAAAAGUGGCAGCGCAAUGUUCUCAUGCUGCUGUUGCGGCAUACAAGGCUGCCAGAAAGCAUCCAAAAAUUUUGAAAGCCUGGGAAGAGUCUGGUCAAGCUAAGAUUACCCUUAAGGUGGAUAGUGAAGCCGCCCUUGUAGAAAUAGCGAAGCAAGCUAAAGCUGUAGGUCUAUUAUCAAACAUUGUACACGAUGCAGGACAUACGCAGAUACCAGCAGGAAGUAAAACUGUUUGCGGGGUCGGACCUGGUCCAGCAAAAUUGAUAGAUCAAGUAACUGGACAUUUAAAGUUGUUUUAAAUACUUAUCAAAUAAAAAUCGUAAU